Dicrocoelium dendriticum is the source of this 3161-nucleotide messenger RNA. The record is from the annotation of a GenBank genome assembly. Lineage: Eukaryota; Metazoa; Platyhelminthes; Trematoda; Plagiorchiida; Dicrocoeliidae.
AUGACCGAAGAUGCCAGAUUUUUAAAAAGAAAGAUUCGAGGCGGGUCAGUAGACGUUCAUCCAACUGAAAAGGCCUUAAUUGUGCAUUAUGAAACGGAGGCGACAAUUAUUGGCGAACAUGGCAACCCCGUGAUUGGCGACCGCAGAGAAGGCCAAAAAAUAAUUCGUGUCAGAAACCUAAAUCAUAAAACAGACCUAAAGGAACUUGCUUUGAAAAUUGUUGACAGCUGCGAACUUAUCGCCAAGUCGAAGCUGUCGCAUAUUGAGCACUUACUGCGGUACCUAUUGAAUCGCAAGGAACCAACCAGCCCAAAAACCAAAUCAGUUCCAGCUUCGGAAAAUCUGGCUGAUCCUGGAGCUUUUGAUUCCACAGAGAUUGAGGAAAUCGCUCACCUUACUGAUCUUGAUGAAUAUCUAGAACUACUGUAUGAGGACAUCCCUGAUAAGCUUCGUGCAUCUGCGCUUGUGUUGCAACUGGCUCGUAACCCAGACAACCUGGAGGAAUUGUUUCAAAACGAGACGGUGAUUGGUGCCCUCGCGCGUGUCCUACGGGAAGACUGGAAGAAAAGCACAGAUCUUGCUACCAAUAUCACCUACAUUUUUUUCUGCUUUUCUUCGUUCUCCAACUUUCAUGGAGUGAUCCUGCACUUCAAAAUUGGCACCCUAACAAUGUCCAUAAUUGAACACGAACUGCAGAAAUACGACAUUUGGAAGGAGGAAUUGGAGACAAAGAAAGCGAAACUUGCUUGUUUGGAGCGAACGGGAGAUGUGGCAGCGCGGAAAGAGAUGGAAAGCUCUUAUCAGGCCAGCCUGUCAAAAUUCACCGUCCUUAAGCGCAAGCAAGAGCAGCUUUUUCGCGUAUCCUUCUAUCUUCUACUGAAUAUCAGUGAGGAUUUAAACGUUGAAUUUAAGAUGCAAAACAAAGGCAUAGUUCCUAUGCUUUGCCGAUGCUUGGAUCGGGAUAAUUUUCAACUGCUGAUUUUAAUUGUUUCGUUUUUAAAGAAACUGAGCAUUUUUAACGAAAACAAGGAUGCUAUGCUUAUAAACAACGUCAUUGAACGUGUGGCGAAGAUCCUGUCAAGGCCUGAAAGUGAUAUUGUCAAUGUGGCUCUAAGACUUUUGUUCAAUCUGAGUUUCGAUGCAAAUUUGAGGAAGGAGAUGGUUACGAAGGGGCUCAUUACAAAGCUGGUUGAUCUGCUGGCCAUUGAGGAGCAUCAACAGACUGUUCUAUACAUCCUGUAUCACUUGAGCACAGAAGAUCAAUUCAAAACCGAAUUUGCCAACCUUCACGUCAUAUCGGCCCUGAUGAAAGUAGCUCUAGCCAUCCCAAACAGGCUGACAGAUUUAGUUCCCAUGGCUCUGGUAAUCAACCUUGCAUGUGAUCCGAAAUGUGCUCUGCUCCUUAAUGAGAGCAAAGGGAUCCGAUUGCUGAUGAGGCGAGCGCUGAAGAUGCGCGAUCCGCUUUUGAUGAAACUGCUUCGCAAUAUGUCUCAGUACAACGAUGAACUGAAGGUGAAAUUCAUAGACUACGUACCGGAGCUCGUGAAAGUGGUAACUGCUGAAGAGUCGGAUAAGGGCCGAUCAGAGGAGCGUCGUAAGACUAAUUGGAAUCCCGUCGCGGAAGCCGAGCUAUUCGCGCGUGCAACAACCAAGGACGCUGGAUUUAGGGUACGAUUGUCGACUGCGGAAAAAAUGAGACGUGCACCCAUGGGCUGGACCGGACUCAGAAAUACAUGUGGCCCAAGUGGUCUGAGCCACGAUGAGAGCAUUUCGUCAGCUGAAAACACAAAUGGCUCAGAUCUCGAUGAUACUGAUGAUGAGAGCGACUUUCAGUCAAAAGAUGAAGAUUUUGUGCUCGAAUGUUUAGGAUGUUUAGCAAAUUUGAAUGUAAAAGAACUUGAUUUUGGCCUGUUGUUGACGGAGUUGAAGUUGCUGGAAUGGAUCAAAAAGAAACUUUCCUCUUUGGGACAUAAAAGUGGAACUGAAUCAGCAGCUUAUGUCGUACAAAACGUCUCAUUACACAAUGAUGAUGAUGUAUUACUCGAGACGCUCAGGUUCAUUGGUGCGGCAUGUCAAGAUGAAACAGCCGCUAGGCUCCUCAGUGAUACUGCAUUGAUUGCGCAGCUGAUUGAAAUACUCAACGCGAAGCAAGAAGAUGACGAAAUAGCCUGCCAAAUCAUUCACGUUUUCUACCAACUAAUUCUUCACAGAUCAGUCAUCGAAAAGAUUGUGAAAUCAACUCAAGUACCGGCUUAUUUGAUUGACCUGAUGCACGAUAAAAAUCAGGAAAUUCGGCGCAUCUGUGAUCUCUCCCUGGAUAUUAUCUCCGAAUAUGAUGAAAACUGGGGUGCUCACGUGAAAGCUGAACGUUUUCGUUGGCACAACAACCAGUGGUUAGAAAUGAUUGAAUCUGCUUCACAACCGACAGUAAUCCUCAAAGAUCCAACCACAGAAGCAGUGAUGGCGGCUGCACUAUCGACGGGUCACGCUCGAGCACAAUACCGCAGGAGCAUAUGCCAGACGGAAGAGCCUCCUUUACUAUCGGAAGAAGACCACUGUGGGAACUUUGGCUUUGGACUGGGCAUCGACGACGCGGCAGCAUUUCUCAUGUCAUUGCAAGCUAGCGAUGGGGAGGGCAAAGGCACAGCUGAAUCCGAACGAUCUUUUGGUCUUACUACUGACGAUGUUGACUACGUGAAUCAUUUGGAAUCAAUGUAUCCAGAAAUGUACAGAGACAAGCAUUUCACCGGCUCAGGGCUGAACAGUCCCACACCAACGGAUACCAGCAGCCUCGACUCGGAUACGGAUCGGACUCCGGUGGAAUUUAACACAAUCCGUCCACGAUUGGUGUCCUAUCAAUGAAGAAGCGCCCAAUUCGAAAACUCCAAACAUUGAGAUUUUCGUUUGUGUUCCCUAGUACCUGUAAAACAUAUUUUCGACAAUUCAUCUCUUCGUUCGUAAAAUGUUUGCAUAUGAAUUCUUCAACAUAUCAAAGACGAAUUCACUUUAUUUUAGCCUACUUUGGGUAGCUUCUAGUUGUUAUUUAGCAUUAUCCUAUGUUUUGCUGAUGGAUUAAUACUGCAUACUUAUCACAACUGUCGCAGGGUCUUAAUGGACCAAUAAUGUUUUUUAGCUUCUUCAAAUUUACUGUUGUGUCGAUA